Molecule: messenger RNA, 628 nt
Organism: Epinephelus lanceolatus (giant grouper)
Lineage: Eukaryota; Metazoa; Chordata; Actinopteri; Perciformes; Serranidae
Source: RefSeq, a predicted model, not a curated record
GGGGCCUACUCACAGCCUUCAUCACCCUACAUCCCCCCGGGGGCCUACCCGCCUCCUUCCUGGGGAUCCAGCUCCGACACUCAACCCUCCAGAGUCUCUCAUGAGCAGUUCAGAGCUGCACUUCAACUAGUCGUCAACCCAGGCGACCCUCGGGAAUACCUGGACAGCUUUAUCAAAAUCGGCGAGGGCUCCACAGGUAUCGUGUGCAUCGCCAGCGAGAAACACAGCGGCAAGCAGGUGGCUGUGAAGAAGAUGGACCUCAGGAAACAGCAGAGGAGAGAGCUGCUCUUUAAUGAGGUGGUGAUCAUGAGAGACUACCAUCAUGAGAACGUGGUCGACAUGUACAACAGCUACCUGGUGGGAGACGAGCUGUGGGUUGUCAUGGAGUUUCUCGAGGGUGGGGCGCUCACUGACAUUGUGACUCACACCAGGUAACCUCCCUUCAGUGUAGAAAUUCAAGAGUCAGCGAGUCAUGUAUGGUUCAUACUCGCCGUAGUGUCCCAGGUUUGAACUUCACGUGUUAAAAAAAAGACGUGAUCACCCCUUUCGCAUUGAGCCUGAAGGCACCGAAAGUUGUAGCACCAUUUGGUCAUGCUCCACUGCGUUGUGACAACCCGGACAAUUUUCC